AUGUAUACGAGAGGUGCAGUUAUUGACUGUCGCCUUGCUUUUUGGCCUCUUGAUGCCCCUGACGCUAGAGGUGGUACCUGCGUUAGGCUUAUGACUAGCUCAUUGAAGGGAGGCAACACCUUGUUACUGCGUCUUUUCAUUCGAGCGGAACGCGUCGGAUGGAUGAUCUCGGUCGAGUUACCCAGUGCGACAGUCAGAAACCCAGAAAAAAAAACAGUUGACAACCUGAACGAAAACAAGAGGCCCGAUGGUCCGGGCCAGUACCAGCGCAUUGACACCCCCAGCCUUUUUUCCUCUGUCUUCUCUUCUUUCUCACUGCCGGCCACCGGUCAAUCCGUGUCAAAGCUUUAG
This is a messenger RNA of Fusarium venenatum, 351 nucleotides long. NCBI's taxonomy places the organism in Eukaryota, Fungi, Ascomycota, Sordariomycetes, Hypocreales, Nectriaceae. The record is from RefSeq and is a predicted model, not a curated record.